AUGUCUAACCAAGGAGAUGACUGCUACUUCUAUUUCUAUUCCACUUGUAACAAGGGAGACAGCUGCUCCUUCCGCCACUGUGAAGCUGCUCUGGGGAAUGAAACAGUCUGUACCCUCUGGCAGGAGGGUCGCUGCUUCAGGAAUAUCUGCAGGUUCAGACACAUGGAGAUUGAUAAGAAACGCAGUGAGAUUCCCUGCUACUGGGAGAACCAGCCUGUAGGCUGCCAGAAAUCUAACUGUGCUUUUCAUCACACAAAAGGACGUUAUGUUGAUGGACUCUUCUUGCCACCAAGCAAAACUGGUAAAAGUGUCCUUCCUCUGAGGCGCAACCUCGCUGAAAGGCUGGGGAAGAAGAUGGAGAUCCUGGAGAACGCUGACAAGGCACCCAAGAGAGUUCAAAUCCCCAGGUCUCUGAAGGAAAGGCUGGGGUUGCCCUCUGAACAGACCAGCACAGAGACAGAGAAGGCUGCUAAGCCAGCAGGAGAGAUCCACGUGAAAACACUGGAGGAAAUUCGUCUUGAGAGAGCAAUUCAGAGACAGGGAGAACCUCCAGCUAAAGCCCAGGCUGAGGGACGUUGUAAAGCAGAAGACCCCAACUUGGGGGCAAAACCUUCCCCUGCAGUUCGCAUCAAAACUGUCUCAGGAGCUCUGGCUGAAAAAAAACAGAAGCAACUGGAAGAAGAGAAACAAAAAACAGAAGAGUUUCCUACCAAGACAAAAGUUGAGAGCGAGCCCAAGAAGCAGACCCUACGUGUUCCAUCUGUGCCCAGCAAAGUGCAGCUGUCAGAGCCAGCAGGUAAAGUCAGGGCAGCAGGAGAAGUGCAUAUUAAAACCUUGGAAGAAAUCAAGCAAGAGAAAGCUCUGAGGAUGCAGCAGAGCAGAGAAAAUGUGCCAGCUCCAGCAGUACAACCUGAGCCUGCCCCGCCAGGGAGGAGGUUGUUACGGAUCACAAAGCUCACAGCACCUGGAAGAGAAGAAAAGAAGAUAGUGGAAUUGAGUAAGCCUCCCAAAGCUGUCUCUGUACCUGCAGAGCCCUUAGAUCAGAGUGCAACUAACUCUAAAGUUCAAGUGAAGAGCCUUGAAGAGAUAAUGAAGGAGAAGAGGCAGCUGAAACAACGCCAGGAAGAGAAGACUCAGAAAGAAGCAGCUGCUGUGCCAUCUCCUGGUGAAAAAGCAAGUAAGGAUAAAGCUCCAACAUCAGGGAGUCCUGAACCCAGCGUGGUUUCAGGGUCAGCUUCUCAACCUGCAAAGAAGAUGUUGGUGAAGUCUUUGGAAGAUCGGGUUGAAAGCCCAGGGAAGGAUGGUGCUGGAUCACCCGGGAAACAAGCAGCUCAACCUCUAGAAAGGAAAGCUAGAACCAAAUCUAAGGUGUGCCUGAAGCCUUUGGAUGGGAAAACCACCUCCCCCACAAAGCAGACUCUGAAAAGGAAGGCAGCUGAGAGUCACCCCUCUGCUGUGGCAGCUGUGAAACCCUUGAGUGCCACUGGUGGGGACACCAAGGAGCCUUCAGCUAAAAAAGCAACUGUGGCUGUUGUUCCUGCUUUGCCAGAGGACACCCAGGUCUCCACACCUGGGAGAGGGAAACGCAAAAGCAGCCCUGAACUGCACCUCAGGAGCCAGGCAGAGUCUGUGGCACAGUCAGAGGUCUCAAGCUCAACUUCAGCUUCUUCACCAGUCGCAGCCAAGACACGUCGGCUGAGCUCCACGGGGGCUGGGAAAGCCCCUUUAUCUGUAGAAGAUGACUUUGAGAAGCUCAUUUGGGAAAUCUCAGGAGGCAAACUGGAAGCAGAAAUUGACCUGGACCCAGGGAAGGAUGAGGACGAUCUCCUCCUGGAACUUUCUGAAAUGAUUGACAGCUGA
Chaetura pelagica (chimney swift) is the source of this 1860-nucleotide messenger RNA. It is a transcript of the gene ZC3H11A, whose product is annotated as zinc finger CCCH-type containing 11A. The transcript has 11 exons. NCBI's taxonomy places the organism in Eukaryota, Metazoa, Chordata, Aves, Apodiformes, Apodidae. The coding region runs from base 1 to 1860 and encodes 619 amino acids. The record is from RefSeq and is a predicted model, not a curated record. Gene Ontology annotation, molecular function: metal ion binding.